UGAAGAACCUGUGUUUGUGCAGCAGGAAGCAGAAAGGGACGAAGAAGAAGUCGUGGCGACAUAUUUUGUCGACAUGGAUACUGAAGACAUUAAUCCUAAAUUGCAAAACGGGGGUGUUGAAGUUGAGAUAUUUCACGAUUUUCCUGGUUCGCUGCAUCCUUCACAAAAACAACCGGAGCUACCUGAAGAGCAUGAUCAAGAGAUGAGACAUGUCAAAAUUUUGGAAACGGCUUCUAAGACCUCCGGUGAACUACCAAUUGUUCAACAAGAACAGCAAGCCGAUCAAGAUAAACACAAAAGUUCGACGAUUGAGGAAUUGUCAACAAAAAUCGAAAAGAUUAUUCAACAGUGCUGUAAGGUUUUGGGUGACAAUCCGGAGAUGCUGGAUAAGGUGGACUCGGCAAUGAACCAUAUCUUGGAGAAUACCCCAAUGUAUGUUGAGUUCGCUUUGAACAUGCUAAAUUCGGUGAAGAAUCAAAAUCAAAAUACGGGUUCCAGCUCAUCAAAUGAAGACAACCCACAACAAGAUCGUAUUUAUAAUCCUUCUGACAUGCCAGGCAGUUUUCCGAACAAUGCGCCCUUGUUCCAAUUUAGAUCGUGCCCAUCCUCGUCUCGUUAUUCUUCUCGACCUACAAGGCUUCCGCCUUUUCCUGGUAGUUUUCCAUCAACAAACAAUGAUCUUGACUCUGAGAAUUACUCUUCUGAAUUGUCUGAGCUUCAGGAUAUGG
This is a messenger RNA of Acaulospora morrowiae, 728 nucleotides long. Lineage: Eukaryota; Fungi; Glomeromycota; Glomeromycetes; Diversisporales; Acaulosporaceae. The record is from the annotation of a GenBank genome assembly.